Messenger RNA from Momordica charantia (bitter melon), 1880 nucleotides. RefSeq names its product actin-related proteins 4A (gene ARP4A). Lineage: Eukaryota; Viridiplantae; Streptophyta; Magnoliopsida; Cucurbitales; Cucurbitaceae. The record is from RefSeq and is a predicted model, not a curated record.
GAUUCCGACCACUGUACUUCACCGCUUCUCACAAGAGUUGCCGAUUGCCGGCCGAUCAAUUGGCGAAUCAGUAAACUUCCCGGGUUGAAGUGUGAAUCUCGCUGUAUUUCCUUCUCGUACGGCGUCGGAAGUCGGUCCUCCGUUCCUAAACCCUAAAAUUGGGUUUUAGGGGAAGUUUCAAAAAACCCUAAUAUCACUCUUAUUCCUUCACUGUAUUGUACGUAUCCUUCGGCCAUGUAUGGAGGUGACGAGGUAUCAGCUAUAGUCCUUGAUCUGGGCUCGCACACUUGCAAAGCUGGUUAUGCCGGAGAAGAUGCUCCCAAGGCUGUUUUCCCCUCUGUUGUCGGUUCAAUUGACCAAAUGGAAGUUGAUGACACUACAAGUGCCGAAAAGAACUCUGGAUCUGCUGGAGAAUCUAAAAGUAAUACUAAAACUCUCGAUUCUGAUAAAGGCAAGGGAAAACGCAAACUAUAUGUUGGAUCUCAAGCUUUAGGGUUCCGCCGUGAUAAUAUGGAGGUACUAUCACCUAUAAAGGAUGGAGUGAUUGUUGACUGGGAUAUUGUUGAUAGCAUAUGGGAUCAUGCUUUCAGAGAAUGUCUACUGAUUGAUCCUCAAGAACAUCCCAUGCUACUUGCGGAACCAUCUUCUAAUGCACAACAACAGAGAGAAAGGACGGCAGAGAUUAUGUUCGAGAAGUACAAAGUUCCUGCAUUAUUUUUGGCAAAAAAUGCUGUUCUCACGUCAUUUGCAUCAGGUCGUGCUACAUCACUUGUUGUUGACAGUGGUGGUGGAUCAACAACCGUUGCCCCGGUGCAUGAUGGCUAUGUUCUGCAAAAGGCUGUUGUAUCUUCUCCUGUUGGUGGAGAAUUUCUUACUGAUUGUUUGUUAAAAAGUUUGGAGAGCAAAGGUAUCAAGAUAAUGCCAAGAUACUCCUUCAAGAGGAAGGAAAUACGACCUGGAGAAUUUCAGAUAGUUGACCUUGAUUUCCCAAAUACUACAGAAAGUUACAAACUCUACUCACAGAGGGUAAUUGCUAGUGAUAUUAAGGAAUGCGUAUGCCGAGCACCAGAUACUCCUUAUGAUGAAAGUGCCUAUUCAAAUAUCCCAAUGACGCCAUAUGAACUUCCUGAUGGACAGACAAUUGAAAUUGGGGCUGAUAGAUUCAAGAUUCCUGAUGUUCUAUUUAAUCCUUCGUUAGUCCAGACUAUACCUGGAAUGGAGAGUUUCACUGAGACAGCUCGCUCAGCUCACGGAUUGCCGCAGAUGGUAAUCGAGAGUAUAAAUAAGUGUGAUGUGGAUAUUCGCAGAGAAUUGUUUAGCAGUAUACUGCUUGCUGGUGGAACAGCUUCAAUGCAACAGCUCAAAGAACGUCUUGAGAAAGACUUAUUAGAGGAGUCUCCUCAAGCUGCUAGGGUUAAAGUAUUGGCGAGUGGAAAUGCCACUGAAAGAAGAUUCAGUGUCUGGAUAGGAGGGAGUAUAUUGGCCUCUCUUGGUUCAUUUCAGCAAAUGUGGUUCUCCAAAUCCGAGUAUGAAGAACAUGGGGCUUCUUAUAUUCAAAGAAAAUGCCCGUAGAUAUUGUCCUUUGAAAUGAAGGUUUUUUGGAACGCUCGACCGGGGACAACAGGUCGUUAACUUUUUGUUUGUGUAGCAUAUUGUACAACUCCACUCACAUGUUCUAUUUAGCUGCUGUUAGCAUCUGCAGUACAGGAUCAGGCCAUCAAUUCCCUGUUUAUUGCUCAAUAUUUGACUAGUAGAUCAUUUUUAUUUUCUCUGAGUUCAACAAGGUGGUAGUAGAUAAGUUUAAAUUAACUUUAUCAUUACAUUAUAUGCAAACAUUCUGCCCCUCUAAUUUUAUGUUUUUUAUGUAUAUUUGAACUUCU